UUCCGGCCUGUGUGCGGGGAGGCGGAGCUAGGCUGUGUCCUGCAGGCAGGGUAAUGAUUACAGUGCGACCUGUAUGUACACAGAGAGCGGCACUGCACGCACAGGCACGGGACCGGUAGAUCAUACUGGAUAGAAGUGGUAUUACGGAACCAGAGAGAGGUGGAACGGGCGGCUGGGCGCCGGAACCAGAGAGCUGAUACAGGGACAGUUGAUGCUCAGCUGUGUCAGAACUGCAUGAGGCAGCAUCUAUCCAUCUACUAUAUCAUAGACACCGAUGUGAACAAGCCUGUGUGAAACGUACGUCAUCGGCAAACCAGCUGUUUCCGGGGGCAUGGUGUUCCGACUCGGCGUCUGGCUCUUUGAGCGGCUCCCUGCUUGGUGCUGUGGAUUCCCAAAUGGCGAAAUAUAGGAGUACACACACGCAUCUCUUAGCAUGGCAAUAUCUGUCUCCUUUCACUGUGAUUCUAUCGAGAAGAUUCACUGUUACUGUUGGAAUACGCUGUUCCUAUUGAAAUGUCCCUUCCAUCCUUGAUGUGUCACCAUGAAUCGUUACACAACAUUCAAACAGCUUGGAGAUGGCACCUAUGGCUCCGUCCUUCUUGCAAGAAGCACAGAAUCUGGAGAGCUGGUUGCUAUUAAAAAAAUGAAAAGAAAGUUUUACUCCUGGGAGGAGUGCAUGAAUCUUCGAGAGCUAAAGUCGCUGAGGAAGCUUCAUCACGCCAAUGUCAUUAAACUGAAGGAAGUAAUCAGGGAAAAUGAUCACCUCUACUUUGUAUUUGAAUACAUGAAGGAAAAUCUUUACCAACUAAUGAAAGACCGCAACAAAUUAUUUCCUGAAUCUACUAUCCGGAACAUCAUGUAUCAGAUACUUCAAGGGCUAGCUUUUAUACACAAAUACGGGUUCUUUCACAGAGACUUAAAACCUGAAAACCUCCUUUGCAUGGGACCAGAACUUGUGAAAAUAGCAGAUUUUGGACUAGCUCGAGAAACCAGAUCGCGACCACCUUACACAGAUUAUGUGUCAACAAGAUGGUACAGGGCGCCAGAGGUUUUACUUAGGUCGACCAGCUAUAACUCUCCUAUUGAUAUCUGGGCUGUUGGAUGCAUAAUGGCUGAAAUUUACACGCUGAGGCCUCUAUUCCCAGGCUCCAGUGAAAUUGACACCAUUUUCAAGAUUUGCCAAGUUCUAGGAACUCCAAAGAAGACUGACUGGCCCGAAGGCUACCAGCUUGCAAGUACAAUGAAUUUUCGCUGGCCACAGUGUGUACCAAACAACCUUAAAACAUUAAUCCCUAAUGCAAGCUCUGAUGGCAUCCAGAUAAUGCGAGAUAUGCUACAGUGGGACCCUAAAAAGAGACCAACUGCAAGUAAGGCUCUCAGGCACCCUUAUUUUCAUUUGGGUCAGGUACUUGGAACACCCCAAAGAAUUCAAGAGUUAACAAAAACCCAGAAAGACUUUCAAGAAAAGCAAAUUCCAUUACAUAUCAAACCUGUGCCGCCGCCUCAGCCGCCACCAAAAUCUCAUGUUCGCCUUUCAUCUCGGGCUCUGCAGCAAAGCCAGUCAAAUGGGCAUCCUUUCAAGUUGAGCACAUCUGUGGCAGAUUCUGCUGAUGUUCCCCAAGGGAAAGUUUCCGUAAACCGCCAGCUUCUACCUGAGUUAAGCAACCAAGCAUUUCCCUCUAAAGCUGCGCCUGAUUUAGACCAUGCUAAUCUCAACACAAAGAAUAGGCGACGAUGGGGACAUGUCACCCGAACACUGAAGGGAUCUGGUGAACGGGAUGACCUGCAAGAUCUUGAUAUUCACUCUUCGAUUACUAGAACUGAAAUGAAGACUGAAAAGCGCAGACCAAGUGACGAUGUGCUUUGUAGUUUUGAGAGCAUUUUGGAUUUGAAGAAAGAGGACCACAGCGGUACAGCUGGACCUGCGCAUUCCUCUUUCUCUCGGCAAGACACAGCAGCAUCCAGGAGAACAUCAGCUAAGCAACAUUAUCUGAAGCACUCCAGGUAUUUGCCUGGAAUCUCCGUUAAGAACAGUGCUGUAAAUAACCCAAGUAAAGAUGCAUGUAAUGCCUAUGCCCAGUGGCCAAAUAUUAGUCAGCCAUUGAAAGGUUUUGGUGCACCACCAGGGCCGUCUGGAGAUAGCAGCUCUGUUACUGGUUACAUCCCUGCUUUCCUAAAACAAGAAAUUCAUUCUGUUGGACAGAGGACCCGUUUAGCACCACUUACAGAGCCAUCCCCCAAGUUUGGGCCUUUGACAUCUAGAUUGUGUCUAGGGCAGUCUACAUUGAACUCUUCAUCCAAAAGCUCCCCUGCCCUGUCUCCCAGACCACCACCUCCUCUUCAGCCAAUUCAUGGAAGAACAGACUGGAUAUCCAAAUAUGCAAAUAUAAGCUGCACAUCAACUGCACUGUUUGCUCCAGUCUAUAUGGCCUUAAUGAUCACUUGUGCUCUUUGUCAGGUAGCCUCAAACAAAGUAUAAAAUACCUUCAUUUUUAUUUACUUUGACAUAACCUAAUACAUGCUUUUAGUCUGUUUUGUUCUUUUUUUUAAGACUACAUUGCACAGAACUCUCUGAUAGAAUGGAACUUUGACUAUUUCUGCACUGCAGGCUCGUGUAUCAUUUCCAAAUGUACUGUAAAUAAAGAUCUUUAGUCUUCUUACAUAUUGCUCCAACAAAUGAAUUACUCUAGUGGUCUUAAGUGAAGAGCAAAGUAAACUGACAAUCUAUUAUUUUAAAUGUAUAUUCAUAAACAUUCAUUGAAACACAGAAUUAUUCCUUUCAAAUGCCUUAAUAUUUACAGAAUGAGAGGGGUUGGGUUCGCAAUGCCGGUGGUCAGAAUACAGACUGCAGCAUCCUGACAGUGUGAAUCGCAACAGGGGGGAAGGGAAGUAUACUUACUUUCCCCAGUGGUCCCCUAACCUUCACCCUCCCUUCCCGCUGCCUAAACCUGACCGGAUCCCUAUGAGAGUCUCCAUGCACCAAUAUAUAGUUUUGCCAUUUGUUUGCACCUUUCAUGUAUAGCAGGCGAGUCCCUGCGUGAAAUUGUAACUGCUUUAGAAAACGCUAAUUUGUUCUUUUUCAGACUGUAAACUGUAUAUAUUGGCUGUGUAAUUUAACAUUUGGAGGCUUAAGACAAAGCUGGUAUCUUAAGAUGAUAACCUGUAAAAGGACAAAAGUAACCAGUUGCAAAAUAUGUACUUUGAAAUUUUGGUGUAUAUUUAUUUUGUUAUACUUGGAAUUCUUCAAAUAUAUGCGUUACAUGAUUCAGGUGUGCCAACUAAUGCACUAAGCAUUAUUAUUAAAUAUUUCUAUAUAGUUCUAUAAUAAAAUGUACUUAGAUACAGUGCAUUCUUGCCAAAUAUUCAUUAUUCACAAUCUCUCAGGACACUUUGGAAGUUUUAAAUUUUGAAAAACAAAGUAUUACCUUUUCAUAUUAGAUUGGUCACAUUGCUAGUCAUGUCCUCUUUCUUUUAAUGUGUAUUGAAUGAGUGGGUAGAGAACUUUUUUUGUUUUUUAUAAUUCUCCUUUAGGAUUAGUUGUAGGGUGUAUUCUUAUAGCCUGGUAAAGUGAUUGUUCAGCCUUCACGCAACAGUGUUCAUGGUUUUACCAUGCAGGGUUUAAAACUGAUGUACAAGAGUGUCUAUUGAAGCAGACGCUCCCACAGUCAGAAAUGAGGCAUUUGGCCUGAUUCUGAGGUGGGAGUAAAGCCAAAAAGACCAAGUAGCUGCACCUGGACAAACCAUGUUGCAAUGCAAAGGGUGCAUAUUCAUUCAUUCACAUGCAAGGUAAACCCUGGCUGCUUUUGCAUAUAGCCCACAAAUGCUUUAUAUUUACACUGCAAUUUAGAUUUGAGUUUGGAUACAACCCUCCCAAAACUCUGCACAUUGUUACGUUUAUCCCAACUGCAGUGUAACAUGAUUUUCCCAAGGUGCUUAUUUACUUGCUCUUUUUUGCUUUACUCGGCUCAGAAGCAGGCCCUUUGUCUCCUUUUAUCCCACAUAAUAUGUAAACAGACUCAGGUCAUCUCAGUCUGUCUCCGGGCCUGGCUCUGAUUUCUGCUGAUCUCAUUCUUUCACUUCAGCUCCAUACUCCGCCCUGAUUCCCACCUCCCUGUCCCCCAUGUUUACCUAUGCCCAUUACUCUGCAGCAGGUCGGUCCCAUCUCUCACUCUCCUCCCACAGUACUAAAACAAAACCUCUACAGACAGUCCAAUUUUUUUAGAAUGCUUCUCAGGGGUCACUUUCUGCUUGCCUGCCACCAAUAAAUGGAAUUAAAGCAACAACAUUCUCACAAUAGUUGAUUUGAUCAUUUUGACAGCUGUUAUUUUAUAUGUGUAAAAAUAUAUAUUUUUCGAAGACCAUUUAAAAGGACCAAAUAGGAGUUACUGAUACUGUGGUUUGGUAUAACCAACAUGCUUAUGUCGUCUACCUAUUAUUCUUUUACAUGUUAUUGAUGAAAUUGCCAAUAAGUGUGCAGUAGAUGUCAAUACUUUUAUUCUCUUGUAUUGGUCACAUAAUAGAAUCACUUCUCCUGAGCAGUUUACACCGGAAGAACGGAUAUUAAUAUUAUGGCUUCAUUGUAUGUUGUCACUAUAAAAGCCCCUGUAUAGUCUGCAUUCUAGUUUCUAGGCAGUUACUCUGUUUACGUUUUAUAUUGCAUGUGUCACUUUCUACAGAUCUUACAAUAAAAGUCUGUUUUCUGA
Messenger RNA from Pseudophryne corroboree (corroboree frog), 4703 nucleotides. RefSeq names its product ciliogenesis associated kinase 1 (gene CILK1). Gene Ontology annotation, biological process: intraciliary transport; intracellular signal transduction; protein phosphorylation. NCBI's taxonomy places the organism in Eukaryota, Metazoa, Chordata, Amphibia, Anura, Myobatrachidae. The record is from RefSeq and is a predicted model, not a curated record. The coding region runs from base 542 to 2479 and encodes 645 amino acids. Gene Ontology annotation, cellular component: cilium; cytoplasm; nucleus. Gene Ontology annotation, molecular function: protein serine/threonine kinase activity; ATP binding. The transcript is spliced from 16 exons.